CCCCCGGGCCCGUGUGAGUGGGUGUGUCGAAGCGGGCCAGUGGCUCCGCGUCUCUCCCUGAACCAGGGCCCGAGCAGCGGAGGAUUUCAGAGUGAACCCGCCUCCGAGCAGCAGACUAACCGCGGGAGGGGAAUGGCGGUCUGGACCCGAGCGGACAAAAACGGUCAACUGGACCUCCUGCUCCGGGACCGCUGGAUCCGAGUGUCCGCCGAGCUCACCCGGGAGACGCUGACUCUGACGGCCGAGGCGGAGGCGUCCGGACCGGGGGGGACCCACUGGGACAACUCCUCCGCGGGCCUGCGGAAUGGCAUCUCCAACGGAAACGACCCGGGGACGAGUCCGGGGAACUCCGGCCGCGGUCCGGACCAACUCCAGAGCCAGAACCCCGGGGGUCGGGGCCGCAGCUCCAGCCCCGGGCGAGGGGGUGUCAGCCGGGGUCAACACGACGGAAACUACAGCCCCGGAAAGUACCCGAACAACGGCACAAACUCUGACUUUGGAAGUCCCGGCUCCAGCUACGGCAGCCCCGGCUCCAGCUUCGGGUCGAGGCAGGGAGACUUCCCCGUGAGCCUGGACGGUUCCUCGGAGGCUGUGCGGAAGGUCCGGGUUGUCAAACAGGAGUCUGGCGGGCUGGGGAUCAGUAUCAAGGGGGGGCGAGAGAACCGGAUGCCUAUCCUCAUCUCCAAGAUCUUCCCGGGGCUGGCCGCCGACCAGAGCCGGGCUCUCCGGGUGGGGGACGCGAUCUUGUCGGUGAACGGGAACGACCUCCGGGAGGCGACGCACGACCUGGCGGUGCAGGCGCUGAAGAAGGCGGGGAAAGAGGUGACGCUGGAGGUGAAGUACAUCCGCGAGGUCUCUCCGCUCUUCAAGAAGCCGUCCUUGGUGGCCGACCUGCCGUGGGACGGCGUCCGGCCGCAGUCGCCCAGCUACAGCGGCAGCGAGGACUCGGGGUCGCCCAAACACAGCGGCUCCUCCUCGUCCAAAGACAGAAAGGUCAUCAGCCUGAGGAUGUGCUUCAUCAGCAGGAACCUCACGAUGCCAGAUCUGGAGAACAGACUCCUGGAGCUCCACUCCCCCGACGGCCAGCACACGGUGGUGCUGCGCUGCAAAGACGGCCCCUCCGCCAGCUCCUGGUUCACCGCCAUCCACACCAACAUCGCCGCCCUGCUGCCACAGACCCUGGCUCACAUCAACGCCUACCUGGGGGCCUCGUCCUCGACCUCCACACACCCCCACCUCAAACACAUCGGCUGGUUGGCUGAGCAGGUGCAGCUGGAGGGCGGACGGCAGCAGUACCGACCGCUGGUCAUGGCUCUGACGGAGAAGGACAUCCUGCUGUUUGAGUCGGUGCCGUGGAACAGAGAGUCUUGGUCCAUGCCUCUGCUCACACACCCACUGUUAGCCACCAGACUGGUCCACUCUGGCAGUGCACGGGAAUCUCCCGCCCAGGGGGCAGACCUGGUGUUCGCCACUCGGACGGGCACGGGCCGGGGCAUCGAGUCGCACAUCUUUCGAGUGGAGACCCACUGGGAUCUUUCUUCGUGGACGCGAGCGCUCGUGCAGGGAGCGCACGCCGCCGCCGAGCUCAUCAAAGAGGUCUCUAUCGGCUGCACGUUGAACCGGCAGGACGUUCGGCUGACGCUGCACUACGAGAAGGGCUUCACCGUGACGAGAGAGCCGGUCGACCCGUCGGGCGGCGCCGUGCUGUACAGAUACCCCUACGAGAAGCUUAAAAUGUCUGCUGACGAUGGAAUACGCAACCUUUACCUUGACUUCGGGGGUCCAGAGGGAGAAAUGGUGUUUGACCUCCACUCUGGUCCAAAGCCCGUGGUGUUCGUCCUCCACUCCUUCCUGUCGGCCAAGCUCACUCGCAUGGGCCUGCUGACGUGAAGCGACCGGCGACGGCAGCGUGGCUGAGAGGACGGGCCCAGGCAGAGCGAGGGGGGGGGGGCCCUGAGAUGCCCAGGAGAUGCUGAUAAAGAAGGGAGGGGGGGUGUUAACGUCUUAUAUUUUCCAGUUUCUCCAUUCACGGCUGCAGUUUGGCCUGAGGUGGCGCUGCAGGGAAGGUUCAACCCAGGAGUUGCGUUGUUGAUUGUCUCAAAAAAUGUGCCUUCUCCUCCAGCUUCUCCUUGACCUCCUGCGAGAACAGUAGGCGGCACUUUGCUGCAAGUCAGUUACAAUACACAAAGCUGCAGUAUUAAAAGUCUCAUAGGACUCAGAGUUUUAACUUGAUAAAUUCCAUCAACAUUAUUUUGUAAAAGAAGCACACGAGCAAAGAUGCUGUGACGUUAGAGACGCCGUCACCAGUGAAACUUCCAGCAAAGUGUUGCUCAGAAUAUUAAGGACGUUUUUUUCACACAACGAAAACACAGACAAGCACAGAUUGGUGAACGCUCCCUGUUUUCUACUCUAUGCCUAUCAUUCCUCGACAGCCUUCUAAUGUACUUUGGGCUCUUUUUAAUGUGUCUCUGUGGUGACGUGUGCGCGACGUUUUAGAGUCAGAAUGCAGUUAAAGGAGCAGAGAUUGUGUGUCUGUGUGUGUGUCUGUCUGUGUGUGUGUGUGUGUGUUGGCUUGAUAGUGUGCCUGCUGUCUGACAGACUCACCUUUUAGCACAUUAUCUCAAACUACUGUUGUAAUCAGGAUCGCCGACUGUGCCUUUCCACACGUAGUCAGAGACGCUCUGAUUUUCUUUUCCUUUUAUUUCUUACAAUAAGAGAAUUUGAAGCUUUUCAACAUGCACGAGCUGAAAGUUUUACUCUUAGAGUUUAUACAACAUGACUUUGUUUUUAUGUCAUCCGCGUAAAUCUCCCGAUAGCACGACUUCCCGACGUUGAAUCCGACGAGAGCGCGUGUCACCUCCAUCUCAUUCCACUUUCCUUCAGCUUACUCGUCUCUUCGUACCAUUUGACAGGACGGCUUCUCUGGCCGAGGACAGUUCAACAGGUUUUAUUUCAAGGUGACAGAGGUACCUGGCUUUUAAUAUUCUAAACGUUAUCAGCCAUUAUCGUCCAAAUAUAUACAAAGAUCGUGAGAAACGGGCCGAGAUGGAAACAAAAGAAAACCAAACUUUAGCAGGAAAUACGUUCUGCUGCUUGUAGACAGGGUACGUCAGAGAAAACAGAUUUAGUGCUGUAGUCAUAUUCUUAUUUCUGUUCACAUCUCUGAAAGAAAAGCAAAAAACACGUCAAACCUUCACAUAGGAUAACUCAAAGUUCCCUUUUCUGAGAUAAACCUGCUGCUUCAGUAUUAUUAUCAUGAGAAAUAAUUCAUUCCAUUCCAUUUUCUGCAUCAAGGGACCAAUUUGAUAAACGAAGCUCUGAGAUUUGAUUCUAUUUUAUAUGCGAGUCUGACAAGUUUGCGAAUAGAAGUAAAGGAAGCAAAGGAAAAGGAAGAGGUGUAACCGACAGAUAAAUUAUUUAAAAUGUGAACGUUAAUCAUGAAAACGUUUUGUGAGAGUAACAACAAAAGUAACAUUUAACAUCAUUAAAACUACGAGAGCUGAUUGUAAAAUGAUCGGUUUCUAGCCCACAUGAACGUACAGUGAGCAUUGAACCACUGCAACAGGAAAACUCUCCUGUCCUCAGAUGAGAAUCCUGUUUUGGACUCUGAUGUUCUUAUGAUGGUUUAACAACUUAUAUGUUUUUAUUAAAAUGUUUUGCUUGUUUUGAAAGCAAGAAAUGUGUAACCAUAUAGUUCAUAGAGCUAUAUUUAGCUCUUCCAGCCUACAGUUAAUCACUGGCUGCGUUACAAGAGAAGCAGAUUUACUUCUUAUAAAACACACACGUGCAGAAGGUUUGAGGGUUUGAGUUUUAUUUGGCCUGAAAUGAAGUUUUCUUACUGCAACAGUGAAGUGUUGUAUUCCAUCAUCCUACAUCCUUCUUUACUUCACUUUUCAUGUCAUAUUAAUCCUGUUUCUCACCCGCUGCAUAGAUCUGAUUGUCUGAAGUGAGUCAGACUUCAGGCCGUCCCCCUUUGAGCUUGAUGCACUAAUCAGUCGAAGCCCUUUUCUACCUGUGAAUGUAAACCUCCUCCUCCCAGUGACUCUUUUUUAUUCUCCUGCCUCUGUAUUCCUGACUUGGUGGCUAUCCUGUCUAUGCAAAGCAAAGCUUCAAAGAAGGGUUUUUCUGAACCAAAGGUUAAAAACAUUCUGUGGCAGCUUGCGUCCAACACAAUCAUUAAACGGAAAAGUCACAAUAGGAUAAAAUGCUGCUGCAACAACCUGUCAUAUGCAAAGUAUUUUAGACUUCCUUCCAAGUUACAGUAUAAAAUGUAUGAUAGCAAUGUAAUAACCUCAAGUGUAAAUAUCCACCAAUAAAACUGUUAUGAAUUAUA
Messenger RNA from Hippoglossus stenolepis (Pacific halibut), 4333 nucleotides. RefSeq names its product syntrophin, beta 2 (gene sntb2). The coding region runs from base 133 to 1890 and encodes 585 amino acids. The transcript has 7 exons. Gene Ontology annotation, cellular component: intracellular anatomical structure; dystrophin-associated glycoprotein complex; synapse. Gene Ontology annotation, molecular function: protein binding; structural molecule activity. Lineage: Eukaryota; Metazoa; Chordata; Actinopteri; Pleuronectiformes; Pleuronectidae. The record is from RefSeq and is a predicted model, not a curated record.